This is a messenger RNA of Monascus purpureus, 2954 nucleotides long. NCBI's taxonomy places the organism in Eukaryota, Fungi, Ascomycota, Eurotiomycetes, Eurotiales, Aspergillaceae. The record is from the annotation of a GenBank genome assembly.
AUCGUCAUCGAAUAGUCCAUCGUGAUCGAUGCUGGACGUUGGCCGUCCUUCAUCAGCAUCACUUCUGCAUCUUCCCCUUCCUUUUCAUCAUCUAUUUAAUUAAUCUAUCGAUUGAAAUACCCCCGGAUCCUGAAUACCCACAACUAACGUCACUCCGGCCAUACCAUGGCUGACGUGGGGACUUCGAAAGCUUCCUCACCGCGCCGAUUGUCCUCGGCUACCGAUUCCAUAUCGUCUCAGUCCCAAAAGACAAUCAGGCCGUUCGAACUAUCUUCAGAGUCCACUCCUCUUCUACUCCGCAGGGACGAAAAUCUAUAUGGAACCCAUUCGAUAAGAUCGUCAUCGGUCUCGCAACGGAGCACUUCCGACAGCACCAGAAGCUCCCAUAAGACCAAAGAACGCACACGACUUCCUACAUGCAUUUCUCUUACCGUGCUCAUUGCUAGUACUCUCGGAAUCCUGAUAUUCAUAUUCGCCGCGCCAGUCAUUGUGAAGAGAUAUGCCGAGGAGGCCGCUGUGUUCGAGCCCCGGGAUCUUUCGGUUGAGUCCAGUACCCCGGAAGGCAUCCGCGCAAGGGUUCAGGGGGAGUUUACCCUUGAUUCAUCUCGUGUAGCAAGUAGACACGUUCGAGUUCUUGGUCAAUUCGCUACGUGGAUUGCACGGGAAGUGGAAACUGGACAGUCUGAGGUGCAAGUAUAUCUACCGGAGUAUGGGGAUCUACUCAUCGGCAUUGCAUCCUUGCCGUCGAUAAAAAUCAGUAUCCGGGAUGGCCAUGUCAACUGUCUGGACUUCUUGGCCGAUCUGGCUGUUGGUGAUGUUGGUGGUAUACGCUCCGUUGCCAAUGACUGGCUGGAGGGAAGGAUUGAGCAUCUACGAUUGAGAGGCACGACAACAACACAUCUGAAGUCCGGGUUGUUGAGUCUCGGAAUGCAGACUUUAUCGGAUACUCUCACAUUUGAAGAGAAGGAUUUUCCUGCUCUCCCCGAGAUUAACAUUACCAAGGCGAUCGCAUACGAUGAUAAUUCAUCUAGCCAGGCAGCAGCCGUGGCGGUUGAGGUCUCUAUCACCGCUCUGUUCGACUCUCCUUUUACCGUCACCAUUCCGCCUCUCGGGUUUGACGUGCUCGUCCCGAAUUGUUUACCAGGCGAUCCUUAUAUUCUAGUUGCGGUUGCGAGGACAGGAGAAGUGGAAGUUCGUCCCAGGUCGCCUACCAAUGUGGAUUCAUAUGGUAUCAUCAAGAAGAUUCCCAAUGAACUAAUAACGGCCUGUCCUGGUCAAAAGUCGUCGCCACUGGACAUUCUCGUCAAGAAUUACAUCAACGGCCUUCGCACUACUAUAUACAUACGCGGUGCUGAUGCUCCAUCGCCAGAUACCCCUGCUUGGAUUGUAGAACUGCUGAAGAGCGUCACGGUACCAUUACCAUUCAUGGGUCACGCGCUAGAUAAUCUCGUGAAGAAUUUCUCUAUGUCCGAUGUCAAUCUGUCUCUUCCGGAUCCAAUGGCAGAGCCAGGAACGCCGGAAGCACAGCCCAAGAUAUCAGCCUUGGUAAAGGCGCUCAUCAAACUGCCAGAGCAAAUGAAUUUCAAACUAGACGUCCCUCGUGUUCGUGCCAUGGCCGAUGUCUUCUACCAUGACAAAAAGCUUGGGUUUUUGGAUUUGUACCAAUGGUUACCUGCCAACACGACUCUUGUGGAAGAUUCAGAUAGCUUGCCGGCUCUGUCAGUCGGAUUUCGUAUGCAAGAUGCGCCGCUGCAAGUCACUGAUGAGAACACUUUAGCGGAAAUCAUUCAGACCUUGAUUCUUGGAAAGAAAGCAGUACGGCUCCGUGUUGUUGCGGCUGUGGAUGCAGAAGUCUCAAAUCGUUUGGGAACGUUUACCCUACGGAAAGUACCGGCAGAAGGCUCUUUGAGUGUUAAAGUACCGUACGGCGGCUCGAUCGACCAGUUAAACCCUAAAAUAGAAUCCCUAGAAAUAGGGCCUACGACUGAAUCUAGUGUACUGGUUAAAGCCACCAUGAACUUCACAAACCCGACUCCCUAUUCAGCAAUAGUGCCCAUGGCUGACUUGGUACUCCUUUACAAUGGAACAGUGGUAGGCCAUGUGGUAGCCCGAGAUGUCUCGCUUAUACCGGGUCUGAAUACUGGCAUCCACGUCGAUUUGGUAUGGAAUCCAUUAGCUUCCAGCGGAGCAAAUGGGGUAGACGUUGGGCGGAAGAUGGUUUCGCGAUACAUCUCAGGUUUCAACACAACAGUGAACGUCCGAAGCUACUGGGGAACAAUACCGGCUCUCCCAAAACUGGGACAGGCAAUGUCCAAGCUGGAAUUUGAGAUUCCGAUACCUAAAGCACCAACUCCAGAUGAUGGCAAAGACCCUGACGGAGGCGACGAUGAGGGUCGUUCGCGCUUCAUCCAGGAUGCAACGCUACACCUUUGGUCAUCAACGGCUGAAUUCACUUUAUAUUCUCCUCUCCCUCACACCGCAAUAUUUGUUACAUCUAUAGACGCAUCUGCAUUCUAUGAAAAGAAGGAACCAAUCGGCACGAUCGACUACCAUGUUCCUAUAAAAGUACCCCCGGGCAUCUCGCGAACGCCACAGCUGCCGGUAAAUCUCGACUUAAGUGGUGUUGGCUAUGAUGCCGUGAGGCGCGCACUGGGAAGGUCCCUGAAGAUGGAUGCUGAGGCGAAGGUGGGAGUUCGCAUUAGACAAUAUGAAGACAUUAUAACCUAUCAUGGUACGGGGAUUUCGGCGAAUGUGCGGAUAUAGCUUUUGUUUCGAGGAUUGAGUUGGAACUGGACUUUCUUUGGAUGGGAAAUUGGCGUUGCUUUUUGUAUGGCGUUUCUCCAGGGAUGUUUUUGUUUCUUCCAUUUCCCAUUCUUCUUGGUUCGCCGCAAAAGAAAAAGAAAGAUGGGAAUUCAUAUUUUUGGUUUCAGGGAAGAACAAUAGGGCCUCUCUCG